CCUCCGCUAGCACUGGGAGGGGCCCAACAUAUGCCGGGCAGGGGCCAGCGGCAGCCGCUGUGUAUAUAUUAACGCAGUUCUCAAAUCAACCCUGGGCCGAAGGCCUGAUUGCCGUGUGACUGGAACAGAAAGCCCGUGCGCGCGGGUGGGGACGCGGCCAGGUGGCCUCUCGGUCGCUCCCCGACCGACCCUCGCUUCCCCGCCCCCGCGGCGCCGCGUCCCCGCCCCCGGCUCCGAGUGCGGCCGCGACCCGCAGACCCUCCACCGGUCCUCAGCCCUGGGGCCGCCGCUGUCACGUGCGGGCCCAGCGGCCGAACCCACAGUCCGCGGCGCAGCGCCGCCGCUCCCGCGUCCCCGCCGCCGCGAUGCCCGGGGCUGGCCGAGCCCGGCGUUUGCGCCCCCCGUGCCCAAAGCCCCCGGAGGAACCGCCCGCCCCAGAGGAGGAGCAGGACCUGCUCCUGGCAGCUGCCUAUGUUUCUGAUGCCCAGUAUAACAGGAAUAUUCCAUUUGAAACAUCCCCUCGGGCCAUCAGGCUUUACUAUUUUUAUAACCACUGGACAAUGCGAGUUGCCACCUACUUCUUUAUCUGUGUAGACCUUUCCCUCGCCCUGUUUGAGGAACCUGCCUUAUUUCCAGUACCUUUCUUGACUACCUCCUUAGUGGAAGUGCUCUGUCUGACGGCGUUCUUCGGGAGACUCAUACAUUUUGCAAAAGUCACUCCUCAAAUGGUCUUCUGGAAGGAUACGAAGAACAUCUGCAUCAUGGCGGCCAUAGUGCUGACCUUGAUCGAUCUGAUUAUCUAUGGGUCUUUGGAAGCUGUUAACAUUCACAGCAUUCGAUGGUCCAGGGUCUUAAGGCCAGUCUUCCUAAUUAACUUCCCCGAGAGUCGUCAGAUCCGAAGGGCUUUCCGAAGCAUCCGGAACACUCUGCCUGAUAUCCUCUACGUCUUCCUCCUGUUUAUGUUCAAUAUGCUCAUAUUCUCCCUUAUGGCCUUGAAGCUUUUUGGGGAUAGGAAUCUUAAAACAGUGGAAGGAUCGGCUUACUUCACGAACAUCCUGGAGAUAGCAUUUGAGCUCUAUGUGCUGGUCACGACUGCGAACAGCCCAGACGUCAUGAUGCCUGCCUAUGACUUCAAUUGGUGGUAUUCUCUGUACUUUAUAACCUACCUCAUCAUCAACACCUACAUCUUCAUGUCCGUCUUUCUGGCUGUGGUCUACAACAAUUACAGGAAGCACUUAAAGAAUGAGAUUCGCAAACUGGCAUACCUGAAACGCCACAAAAUGCUAGAGGCUUUCAACAUUCUGAAAGUCAAGGUGGGCACAGAGUUUGUGGUUAAGGAGGCCCAGUGGAGGCGGCUGGCCAAGGUCGUGGCGCCGGACAUCAGCAGUUCCCACCUGGAGCUCCUCUUGAGGAUCUCCGACGAGGGACAGAAGGGGCACGUGGACAAAAUGAACUUUCUACGCUUGGCUGACCUCCUCAACAUUCAGGUGGUCACUGUCAACAUCAAGAGACACCCGCUGGAAGCUUGGAUGCCUCGGCUGUACCAGUCGUCCACAAGCCUCUGGGUACAGAAGGUGGUUCGGCACAGGGCUUUUGUCUGGGUUUAUGAUGUCAUCAUUCUAAUAAAUGCCAUAUUCAUUGCUCUGGAAGAGAAAAACCCCUUCAUAUCCUAUGCAGAAUGGGUUUUCCUUUUUCUCUACAUUAUUGAGAUUCUCCUGAAACUGUACACAUUCGAGCCCAGAGUCUAUUUUGGAAGGAAGCAGUUCUGGAACUGGUUUGACACGCUGAUCAUCAUCGCAGCCCUUUUGGCCACUGUGGCCACCACCACCAUUCAGCCAGCAAGAAAAUACAACAGCCAGCAGAUACUGGACAUCGUCUUGGUACUGAGAAUACUGCGGCUCUUGAGGGUCAUUGUCAGCAUCCAGAGAUUCCGGGUCAUCAUGACCACCUUGAUUAACAUCGGCCCUGCGAUGCUGACGUUUGGUGGACUUGUCUUGGUGGUCUACUACGUGUUUGCUAUCAUCGGGAUGGAAGUGUUCCAUGGCAAGGUCCGGUUUUUCGGCCCGAACGCCACCACCCCUGAUGCCCUGGUGUGUGGGAACCCGGCCCUAAAAGACUCGGCGUUCGCCCGAGACAAAUACUGCAAGAACAACUUCAACGACCUGGCCUCCUCGUUCAUCCUCCUCGUGGAGCUCACGGUGGUGAACCAGUGGCACAUCCUUGCCGGCGGCUUUGCCCUGGUGACUCAUCAGGCAGCGAAGCUGUACUUCAUCGGCUUCCACGUCGUGGUUGUCAUCCUCAUUGUUAAUAUUUUCAUAGCAUUCAUCUUGGAAGCAUUUUUUGUGGCAUAUUCAUUAGAAAAAAGUGAAGUAGAAACUGCCAUUGAGAAGAAGAUUCAAGAGCUCAGAAUGGGAAUCCAAGAGGAAGAAAUGCAGGAUGGGAAGCUCAUUGAUAACAUGGAAUCCAAGGACAGUGGCUUUCAUGGAGAUGAUGGAGACAACAAAAGGAAGACUUUGAAAGGGCUGUACUUCAGAAUUGCAUCAAAAAAGUGGCUCCCAUGCCAAGCAUCAUCUUCGACUCGGAGGCCAUCCUUCAGGAAAGCCUCGCUCUACCCUGGUCAGUUGCUCCCCGCUGGCCCAAAGCACCAGUUUGCAUGUGCCUUUCUCCUUCCUCCUAGAGUACAGGACUGUGGACACCUUGCUGCAGCAGAUGUUUGAGUCUGAAAUUGCCCCGGAGGAUGAAGCCCCUUCCUUGGAUGAGAUUCUCAACUUCUCACCCAGUGACAUAUAUCCCAAGAAUCCCAGUUUUGAAAACAGUGCAUGAUUCUGGGCUGUGGGCCCACAACUGGAAAUCAAGAUAAGCUGUUAUCACUUUGUGCAUAUGCUACCUAGAGAAUGUGUUUCCAGGCCAGGUUCCCUUCUGUGUUCUGAUAAUCCUGUGAACCCAUUCCACUCACCCUGAGUAGCCAGUUGAAGGGUGUGGAAAGGCUGUCUCUGUGUGCCCCACCUGGGGUCAUUCUGAAGUCUGAUUGUGGAAGUCAGGAGAGGAAAGGAAGAGAUUGAGAGGAGCAUUUAUCAUACACAUUUUAAGUACAUGUGCAGAGUCCUUUCCGUGGGCAUAUAAAAGCUUUUCAUUUAUUUUAUAUAUUUUGCUAUUCUAUUAAACAAAUACUGUGCUACAAUGUUGCACAAAUAAAUUUUUAAUAACUAUAGUAAAAGAAUACAUUCUAGUAUAGUAGCUUUUAGAUGCAGUGUUUAUUCAAAAUGAAGAAAAACAUGAAAAUAAAAUUCUGUAAAAUUGCUUCUUUUUCAGGGGGAGUUUCUCAAUGUUUAAUUAAAUUACAAUUAUAGCAAGACUUUUGAGUAAGUCACUCUCUGAGGUUACUUUCCCCAGCUGCAAAUAUCCCAGUACAGUGACAUGCUCCUUCUGGAAAAUUAAAAAGGAUUUUUAAAGUUCAUUUAUUUAAAAAUUUUAAGUUGUGGUAAAUACACAUAAAGUUUACCAUUGUAACCAUUUCUUAGUGUAUAGUUCAGUAGUUUUAAGCAUAUUCAUAUCUAUAUGCAACCAAUCUCUGGAAUUUUCCCUCCACCCCAAAUGAAACUGUGACCAUUAAACUAUACUCCCCUUUCGCUCCUCCCCUGGUAACUACCAUCCCACCUUCUGUUUAUACGAAUCUGACUACUUGGAUGGUAUUUGCAUUCUGAGCAAGUGUAAUCCUUUCCAGAGUUGUCUGGGUGUGACUCCUCAUUUUUCUGUACCUCGUCAUGGCCCCACCAUAUGGCAGGGGAGUUGGUGGGAACACAUCUCCAUGAGCUGAGGUCUUUGGGUGCAGUGAGGCCUGAGUCAUGCUUUGAGUCAUGUGUCGAUACACAUGACACUAGCUUGGGAGGGACUUUGUUUCCUCCGUUCUGCAGGUGACCUCUGGUAUAGGAGCAAAGCCAGGAUUUUGCACUGACUCUGGGGCUAGACUGUCUGGCUUCAUAUCUGGUUCCUCACUGGCCACACCACUUAACCUCUGUGAGCCCCAUUUCCUCACCUGCAUUUGACACAAAUGGUACCUCCCUCCCACACCUGGUGCCUGUAGGAAGGUGACCGGUGGAAUGCCGGCUCAGUGCUGUCUCAGCGUUUGCUGUUCCCAGUUUAAAACUCUGCCUGGGAUUGGGCAUCAGUGCCUUAGAAUUCCAUUAUCAUGAAGAUUCCCAGGAGGGGGACCUUGCCGACCUAUCUAACGGGAUUUGUGCAGUCCUGCCAUCCUACCAGACCUCUCUUAUUUCUUUAUCUAACACUUAUUAUUAUGUAAAGAAUUAAACUGAAAGUACUGAGUGGCAACUUAAUUUUCUAAAUUGGAAAAUAUGCUGGCCAUUUUUUAUGAUGCAUUGUAAAAAAUUCAGUACAGAAAUAAGAGUAAAAAGUGGCCUUUUUCUUCCUUCUCCUCCUUCCACCCCCUUUCAUUCUUCUACACAUUAUCUGACACCCCUUUCCCAGUAUAACUGCUGUGUUGUUUAUCCUUCUGGAACAAAAUCUACCCAUUUACAGCCAUUAUCAUGCAUAUUAUUAUACACUGAUUGUAUUUUUCAUCCUAAGUGGGAAGACAUGUUCAUGUAUGUUCAAGAACCUGCUUUUUUCACUUACCAGUCUUUGUUUCAUGUUGAGGGGUGUGUGUGUGUACAUAUACACAGAAAUGCUGCCAAGUGUUCCAUACCAUUAAUGUUUCAUGACUUACAGAAGAAUUCACUUUUUCAGGGACCUAUACAUUGUUACUCAUGUUCAAUAUUAAACAAUAAUUGAGCAAA
This is a messenger RNA of Manis pentadactyla (Chinese pangolin), 4793 nucleotides long. Its product is annotated as two pore calcium channel protein 1-like. Gene Ontology annotation, biological process: transmembrane transport; monoatomic ion transport. Gene Ontology annotation, molecular function: monoatomic ion channel activity. The record is from RefSeq and is a predicted model, not a curated record. Gene Ontology annotation, cellular component: membrane. The coding region runs from base 366 to 2717 and encodes 783 amino acids. The transcript is spliced from 19 exons. Lineage: Eukaryota; Metazoa; Chordata; Mammalia; Pholidota; Manidae.